Messenger RNA from Amphibalanus amphitrite, 1241 nucleotides. Its product is annotated as scoloptoxin SSD976-like. Lineage: Eukaryota; Metazoa; Arthropoda; Thecostraca; Balanomorpha; Balanidae. The record is from RefSeq and is a predicted model, not a curated record. The transcript has 5 exons. The coding region runs from base 221 to 1117 and encodes 298 amino acids.
ACCCGAUGCCAACCAAUCACAGACGUUUGCGACCAUCCGCCAGCCAAUGGCCGGCACCGAUUACCGGCUACCGACCAAUCGGACGGACACUACCUAAAUUGGACCUUUCCUGGGGUGCUCCAUCAAAGCGAUCCUCUAAUUUCGUCCCCCAUUUAAAUAGAGCUCUGUAUCGUCAGUCAUCACUCGGGUUUGCCUGGCCCGAAACUGGUUGCUCUCGGCCAUGACCCGCCCCGCGUGCCUGUUGACGCUGCUGCUGCCAGCGCUGUGCGCCCUGACCAGCGCGCAGAUGGACAACCGACAACGGCAAGAGAUGCUGGCGAGGGGUAGGAUGCAGCAGCAGCUGCACCGCGUGCUGCCUGACCACCAACAGCCGAAGUUUGACUCUGACGACGGGGGCGACCACUAUCCGGCCCGCACCAGCGACCACUACUGCAAGCUGUUCGGAGGGCAUUCGCUGUGUCGGGUGCCGCACACCCGACAGAGCUGUGGCUUCGUGCGCCGCCGCCGGCUCUCUGUGGAUGAGAGCGCCGCCAUGUUACACAGGCACAACAUGGAGCGCAUGCUGGUGGCCCAGGGCCGGCGGCGCGGUCGGAAUGGACAGACCCUGCCCAAGGCCGCCAACAUGAUGCAAAUGAGCUACGACCUGGAGCUUCAUGACAUCGCCCAGGGCGCUGCCGACCGAUGUUUGGGAGGUCACGACUGCUUCCCAUGCCGCCGAGCCGCAUCAGGAAUAUAUCCUGGGCAAAACUUCGCCGGGUCUACGAGGCCUGUUUCCCCACGAGAAGGCCUGCUCGAUAUCAAUCUGCCCCCAAUGGACCAGGCAGGCGGCUGGUUUGAGGAAGUCCAUCUUCUCAGCCCUUCAGAGGUCCACAGUUUCCAAGGAGGUCAUGGCGCUGGUCACUACACCCAAGUGAUCUGGGCAGUAGCGGAUCAGCUUGGAUGUGGCUGGAUAGAGCACAAGGACGGAGGAGCUCUCUCGGUCAAACUGUUUUGCAACUACGGACCCACGGGUAAUGGUCUCGACCGACCCGUGUAUCAAGCCGGUGAGCCGUGCUCGGCCUGCCCGCGUGGAACCACGUGCUCCACGGAAUACCCGGGCCUCUGCAAGCGGCUGUGAGCCGCCGAGCACGGCUCGCCAGCAACUGUCCCUUAACUUUCCUGGUUCUUUGUUUUGUUGCGGUUCUCGUACUGCUUUUAAUUGUCUUAAAAAUUGUUUCUUGUAAAAUAAAAUGGCGUAUGUA